UACAAAGUAACUCCCUGUUAGAACCCAGAAUAAUUGCUGCACUCUGCAAUGGAACCUCUGGGAGUAACAACUGUUUUCCUGGUGAUUUGUGUUUCUUGCCUUCUUUUCCUUUCAGCAUGGAGAAAGAUGUCUGGAAGCGGGAAGCUGCCUCCUGGCCCUGUUGCUUUUCCCAUCAUAGGGAACACACUGCAGCUGACUACGAAGAAUUUACCCCAACAUAUAGAUGAGCUCAGUGAAAAGUACGGCUCGAUUUUCACAAUAUACUUAGGCUCAGAACGGGUUGUGGUGCUGUAUGGAUAUGAGAUUAUGAAGGAAGCUCUGAUCGGUCUCGGGGAGGAAUUCAGUGGAAGAGGAAGUAUGCCAUUAUUUGAAAAAAUGGCCCAGGAACCAGGUAUUGUUUUCAGUAAUGGGGAGCGGUGGAAGAAUCUCCGUCGGUUUGCCCUCACUAAUCUGAGAAAUUUUGGGAUGGGGAAGAAAAGCAUUGAGGCGCGUAUCCAGGAGGAAACCCAUUUUUUGGUGGAAAGGCUCAGAAACACACACGGGCGGCCAUUUGACCCCACCCUCUUCCUCACCCAUGCCGUCUCCAAUGUCAUCUGCUCGAUCGUCUUUGGGGACCGGUUUGACUAUGAAGAUAAGAAGUUUGUGACUUUAAUAAAUAUCAUAGAGGAAAAUGGCAAGCUCCAGCGCUCUCCCUGGACAGCGCUGUACAAUUUUUUCCCGACUCUCAUGGAUUACAUGCCUGGGCCUCACCAUAAGCUAUUUAAAAAUGCUCAGGAGUUCAGCAGAUUUGUUCUGGAGAGAGUCAAUAUGCACAAAGAGUCUCUGGAUCCCAGCUGUCCUCGAGACUUUAUCGAUGCUUUCCUCAUCAAAAUGGAAGAGGAGCGAAAGAAUGGCCAGUCAGACUUUAAUGUGGGAAGUUUGGUACGAAGCACAGUAGAGUUAUUUAUUGCUGGAACGGGGACAACCAGCGUCACCAUGAAAUUUGGACUCCUGAUUCUUCUGAAAUACCCAGAAAUAGAAGAAAAAGUUCAUGAAGAGAUUGACCGUGUGAUUGGCCGAAGCCGAAGCCCCUGCAUGGCGGAUCGAAGCCAGAUGCCCUAUGCAGAUGCUGUGAUACAUGAAAUCCAGAGAUACAUCAAUCUUGUCCCAUUAGGUUUGCCACAUGCCGUGACUAGAGAUGUUCAUCUCAAACAGUAUGUUAUUCCCAAGGGCACCACGAUAUUCCCUGCACUGAAGUCAGUUCUAUAUGACAGAAGGGAAUUCCCAAACCCAGAGCAAUUUAACCCAGGACAUUUCUUGGAUGAAAAUGGUGCCUUUAAGAAGAGUGACUUCUUCAUGCCUUUUUCUGCAGGGAAGCGGAUUUGCGUGGGAGAGGGUCUGGCUCGGAUGGAGCUAUUUAUGUUACUGACAACGAUUUUGCAGAACUUUACCUUGAAACCUGUUGUUGACCCCAAAGACAUUGAUAUAACUCCAGAGUCAAGUUUUGUGUCAAAUGCACCAAAAUCAUUCCAGCUCUGUGUUCUUCCUCGAUAAAGACAAUGAAAAGUCACCUCAAUACCUUAGACCUGUGCAUUUGUUUGAUUGUUUUUUAUUCUGAACUCAUUAACACAGGGACAGAAAUAAACUCAUUGUCUUCAGAGAGAAAGAUCAACUACUAGUUUUUUUAUGUAACUUCAAUUUAACAAUUAUAUGUAGUAUCAAAAAUUAACCAUAAAAUUGACUCAGAACCCACGCAGAAUAACUGUGUACUGGUCUCAGACAGGCUCAGGUGUGAAGAGAAGCUGGGUAUGUUUUCAGUUCAUUUGUGGUGUAGCUGACAAUUAUAGAAACUUCUUUAGGCAGAUGUAAGACUUCUUUAUUGACAAGGAGUUACUAACUGCGUCCAGCCCUUUGGCUGGUCAGAGCUCAUGAGAAUAAAUUGGGAUGAUGUAAUGCUUUUGGCUCAAUAUCCUACUUUGAUAGGCAGAGUUUCUGUGGCAUUGGGCUGAACUAGAGUUUCCCCUCCCCUGCUCAUUCAUGCAAUUUAAAAUAAAUGCACUGUUAAUAAA
Mauremys mutica (yellowpond turtle) is the source of this 2048-nucleotide messenger RNA. RefSeq names its product cytochrome P450 2H2-like. The record is from RefSeq and is a predicted model, not a curated record. The transcript has 9 exons. Gene Ontology annotation, biological process: xenobiotic metabolic process. NCBI's taxonomy places the organism in Eukaryota, Metazoa, Chordata, Testudines, Geoemydidae. Gene Ontology annotation, molecular function: heme binding; oxidoreductase activity, acting on paired donors, with incorporation or reduction of molecular oxygen, reduced flavin or flavoprotein as one donor, and incorporation of one atom of oxygen; iron ion binding. Gene Ontology annotation, cellular component: cytoplasm; intracellular membrane-bounded organelle. Bases 49 to 1533 code for a protein of 494 amino acids.